AUGCGCUUCACCACGUUAGUGGAACCUUUAUUUAAGAUGAUACCGGCCGCAGAUAUCGAGACACUUCCAUCCGCCGAAGUGUUGUAUCAUCGUCGCUCUUCGGAAGCCUGGUCAGAUGGCUAUCAUGAUCAAAAGAAAGGGGAAAGGGAGUCAAGUCAAGGACUUCUUUCAAAAACUCAUUCUCUCGCCCCUUCCAAGACGAUAUUUUUCUUCAAGAACAUCCUAGGGAUUUCAAUUCUCUUCUUAAUUCUUUUGAAUGCUCUACAGUUGAUAUUGAUCCUAACAACAAGUUUCAAUUACCCGAAAAAACGCCUUGCUUCACCCGAUAUUCCAGAACUAAGUAUCGAACGCUCUCAAACACGUCGGAUCGCUCGCACCAGCCCCUUCACUUCACGCAAUAUCACUGAUGGUAAUGAAGCUUGGCACAACAUUUUACCUGGUCACGGUGUUGUCGCUUUACCGGAAUCAUAUGUCAAAAAGAACAAGAUACCAGAGUCAACUGCAACUCAUCUGUAUGCUGGUGAUACAGAGCCCAAACAUAUCUAUUUUAUUGAAUCUUAUCAUGUUCUACACUGUCUCCGUAUGAUUCGCAGCCUCUACCAUUCCAUGGACUAUGGACUACCCAAAGAACCAUAUCUUCCUCCAUUAGACCACCCUUACCACUGUUUCGACCGAAUCCGUCAAUUCAUCAUGUGUAAUCCAGAUUAUACACUAGUACCCAAUAUAGCAGGACAAGAUAAAUCAGACUGGACACAACCGAACAAAAAGUGUCUGGAUUGGGAUGCAUUGAGAGAUUGGGCAGAAAAGUAUCAUGGAAAUUAUAUGGAUGCUUUUGCACUUUCGGCCAAAGAGAAAGAGGAGAUGGGGUAUGAUGAAGUGAAUAUUUAUAACAAUUAUAAAAAGGGUGAUGGGUUACCGGUAGGACAACUUUAG
This is a messenger RNA of Botrytis fragariae, 933 nucleotides long. RefSeq lists its product as uncharacterized. The record is from RefSeq and is a predicted model, not a curated record. Gene Ontology annotation, biological process: mycotoxin biosynthetic process. The coding region runs from base 1 to 933 and encodes 310 amino acids. NCBI's taxonomy places the organism in Eukaryota, Fungi, Ascomycota, Leotiomycetes, Helotiales, Sclerotiniaceae. The transcript has 3 exons.